Molecule: messenger RNA, 525 nt
Organism: Daucus carota subsp. sativus
Lineage: Eukaryota; Viridiplantae; Streptophyta; Magnoliopsida; Apiales; Apiaceae
Exons: 1
Coding region: 195-407 (70 amino acids)
Source: RefSeq, a predicted model, not a curated record
CUCCCAAAAGCACACAUAAAUAUACCUUCCCUCACUUCUCUAUCUCAAUCCCCAACCAAAUCAAUUUCUUAUUAUCUUCUCCUUUUGUUCUCACUAAGAAAAAAAACCUGCAUUAUAAAUCUUCAAGAACACAACCACAAGUGACAAAACUGGGUUCAUUAAAGUCUCUGUAUCUUCACGUAAAGCUAGAGCUCAUGGAGACUGAUUGGGGGCCGGUUUUCGUGGCGCUGGUGAUGUUCAUAUUGCUCUCACCGGGGUUUCUUUUCCAGUUCCCAGCGCGGAGAAGAGUGAUGGAGUUUGGAAAUAUGUACACCAGUGGGAUUUCGAUCUUGGUUCAUGCAGUGUUGUAUUUUUGUAUAUACACAAUCUUGAUUGUUGCUGUAGGAAUUCAUAUACAUUUCCAGUGAUAUAUCGUGAGUCCGAAUAAUUCUUUACUCUAUACUUACGUCUUUCUUUUGGAAUAAAUUGACAUGAGUAGUUUUUAGUUUGUACAGUGUUGCACUGCAUGGGAAUUGUUUGAUUUUA